This is a messenger RNA of Ceutorhynchus assimilis (cabbage seed weevil), 2105 nucleotides long. Lineage: Eukaryota; Metazoa; Arthropoda; Insecta; Coleoptera; Curculionidae. The record is from the annotation of a GenBank genome assembly.
GUGACACUAGUUGGUUCGUUUUGGUUCCCUCUCCCUUUUUGGUUGACUUGGCUUGGAGCUUGGCUAAAGUUUAUUUAUAAUUAGUUUCGGUCAGUUUGAGUUUUCAUUCCACUAUUUUCAGGAAAAUUGUGACCCCCGCCAACUAAUGUCCGCCCAUAAGAUCAGUAAUCAGGCCCCUCCUGCCGAUAUCAAUGGGGAUGAUCAUUCUUACCGCCAAAGGGUGGCUGUCCAUUUCAGGUUGAGCGCCCUGAACAAAUCCAGACUAAAGACUUGUAUGUUCUUCCAUUAUUUACUGUGGUUGGUGAUGCUUUCCAAGCUGGCCCCUUUUAUUUUAGACAAGUUCAACUUUUUCAUCCUCGUUAUUGAAGAACUUGAAAUUCCUGAGCCAUAUGCUUGGGAAUGGAUAUGGAUGAGCAGUAUAACAGUUUCAAUAUUUGCUAUGGAUGCCUGCAAGAAAAACAAUAUUGCAAGUCUGCAAUACUAUAUGAUUGGCAUUGUGCUAUCAGGGUAUGUUCCGCUGAUAUGGAGUGCAGCCCUCUGGUUUCCUGAUGUCUGGGCAUACCUGUUUGCCGAUGAUGCACCGUGGACUAUUAUAUACUGGAAUAACUAUCCUGCUGGAAUCCUAUGGUAUUUCUUUAUAAUACUUCCCCUCCAGGUACAUGGUUUCUCCAUAUAUUUCAGUUUCCAAUUGCUGAAUGCUUGGAAGGCCAGAGGCACUCAUAUGGCUGAGUAAACGGCCAAGAAUCCAAGAACUGAGAUGUGUCUGCUCUCUUUGAGAUUUCCUAAUUUAUUUUCUUAUUGUUUGUACUUAGAAUUAUUGUUUUUGUUUUUUUUUUGAGCAACCUAUUCAGUUACCUCUAAGGUAACUAAUUCCUCAAAGGUGCCAUUCAGUUUUGUUACUUUUCAUAUAUUUUAUCUGUUUCCUUUAAGAAUAGAUUAGAAGUACUAUUUUAUUCUAAGCUGCCAGUAUAAUAUUUGAUAUACAUAUAUUUUGAUUAAUAUUGGCUGUACUUCAAAUUUUUAUCUAGUUUUACAAUCAGAUGUGAUAUUGGUAUUAAAAAAACACUGGCAAAUUAGAAUUAUUGUUUGCAAUGAAGCCAUUGAACCAACUUUGGUAUAAUUGUCAUUUGUUCAAUUUAUUUACAAAAAACUUUGUGUUUGUAUAAUAAUGACUUGAUACAAAGUUGAAUCGAAUGAGUGUAUGUUAUGAAAAUAAAAUGAAAUAUCUUUGCUACAUAAAACUUCUUACCACCUGCCAAUGUAUAUAACUCAUUGUAUGUAUAUAACAAUUAAAAAAAUAAGUCUUUGGUUUACCACAAAUUUCAUGAAACUUUGAUUGGUGCAAACCUCAGAGUAACACUAUAUAAAUAGAAAGGGCAAGUCAUUCAUAAAAUCGUUUGGUUUCUGCGGCCAACAAUCCUAAACGACAAUAGUGGAUUAAUGAAUGAACUACAUGGAGUGGGGAUAAGAUUGCGGACAAUGCGGGCCAAUUACAAACAAAACCCGUUUGACAUUUCUUACUAUAAAUACUAGAGCGCAUUCGCGAUUAUGGUCGGGCUUGCUCCGGCAAUAUUUGCAUUCUUCUUUAUCUGGUUAUCUUAACAAAGACAAAACGAUUCAGGUGGGAGUUCCUAGACGAAUACAACCAGCUUUCGAGUUUAUGGGCAGUGUUGCCAUUGUCAGCUACCACAAAUUCUUAUUCAAAUUUUAUUGUGAUAAUAGAUUAUUAUUUUAUAUAAUAAUUAUUCCUAUUCAAUUUUGGAAAGCACCACGAUAUUUUAUGUUAUAAUUGUAUAUACAUAUACCAUAUACCUAUCUAGGUUUUUAUAUUUACAAUAUAUUUUUUCCAAUUUCCCUGCAAAUAAGGACAAAUUAUAAAUAUGGCACAUCUGCACCAAGUGUCCGCAAGUGAUCUUAGAAUGGGAGUCAAUGUUUGGGGCAUAUUUUAAUCAUAAUAAACCUAUCUAUUUCAUGUGUUAAUCUGAGGUGCAAACCGUAUUUUGAUAUCUUCAAUUGUUAGGGGGCAUUUCUCAAUUUUGAGCAUUACUGUGGAACCUUCAUGACUUUUUUAUUUGUAAAAAUAAUUGAUUUUUGAAUAAACUUUC